Gastrolobium bilobum is the source of this 1696-nucleotide messenger RNA. RefSeq lists its product as hypothetical. The transcript has a single exon. Bases 80 to 1696 code for a protein of 538 amino acids. NCBI's taxonomy places the organism in Eukaryota, Viridiplantae, Streptophyta, Magnoliopsida, Fabales, Fabaceae. The record is from RefSeq and is a predicted model, not a curated record.
ACCAUAUUCAAGCUUCCUGCUGAAACAAAUGCUUGGCCACCAGGUAUCCAUUAUAUGAUUGUCAUUUCCUCUUCUUGUUAUGAUAUAUUCUAGUAAAUGCAGAAGUAUUGCUAAUGCUGAAUUGUCACAUGCAGGUGAUGGUUUUGCAAAUGGAACCAUUGAUCUGGGUGGGCUGCAAGUGGCUCAAGUAACAACAUUCAACAAAGUUUGGGCUGCCUAUGAUGGUGGACCAGACAAUCAAGGUUUCACAAUGUUUGAACCAAGAGUAAUACCUCAAGGAUUCUCUAUGUUGGGUAGCUACAGCCAACCAAACAACAAACCUCAAUUUGGAUGGGUUCUUGUGGCAAAAGAUGUGUCUUCAAGUACCACCAAUGGCACAUUAAAGCAACCAGUUGAUUACACACUUGUAUGGAACAGUGCAUCUCUUUCCAUUACCCAAGAUUUCCCUGGCUAUGUUUGGCUACCAAUAGCACCUAAUGGCUAUAAAGCUUUAGGCCAUGUUGUCACCACCACACCAGAUAAGCCUUCCCUUGAUAAAAUCAGGUGUGUCAGGUCAGACCUCACUUACCAAGGUGAGACAUAUUCAUGGAUUUGGGGAACAGGCAAGGACAGUGAUCCAAGUGGCUUCAAUGUUUAUGAUGUGAGACCAAGCAAUAGGGGAACUCAAGCUCCUGGUGUUCGUGUAGGCACCUUUGUUGCACAAAAUGGUGGGAGUACUAGCCUUCAAUCUAUAGCAUGUUUGAAAAACAUCAAUGCUAACACAAAAUACAUGCCUAAUCUACGACAAAUUGAUGCAAUACUCCAAGCUUAUUCUCCAUCUAUGUACUUGCAUCCUGAUGAAGCAUACUUACCUUCUUCUGUCAAUUGGUUUUUCUCCAAUGGAGGACUAUUAUACAAGAAAGGGCAAGAGUCAAAUCCUGUCCCUAUAGCACAAAAUGGCACUAACCUUCCUCAGGAUCCUAACAAUGAUGGUGCAUAUUGGCUAGACCUGCCUGCUGAUGAAGCCAACAAAGAGAGGGUCAAGAAAGGAGAUUUGCAAAGUUCCAAAGCUUAUGUACAUGUGAAACCAAUGCUUGGAGGAACCUUCACUGAUGUAGCCAUGUGGGUCUUCUACCCAUUUAAUGGACCUGCUAGAGCAAUAGUAGAGUUCAUUACUAUUAAUUUGGGGAAAAUAGGUGAACAUGUUGGUGAUUGGGAACAUGUAACAUUAAGGGUAAGCAACUUCAAUGGUCAACUAUGGCAGGUCUAUUUCUCACAACAUAAUAAGGGUACAUGGGUGGAUGCCUCUCAGCUUGAGUUCCAAAGUUGGAGCAAACCUGUGGUUUAUUCUUCCUUGCAUGGUCAUGCAUCAUACCCACAUCCUGGCCUUGUUCUGCAAGGGACAAAUGGAACAGGUAUAAGAAAUGAUACUUCUAAGGGUGACUUAGUCAUGGAUAUGGGGACAUAUGAAUUGGUUUGUGCAGAGUAUUUAGGAUCUGCAGUUGUAGAGCCAGCUUGGUUGAACUAUUUCAGGGAAUGGGGUCCAAAAACUGAUUACAGUAUAGAUGAUGAGUUGAAGAAGGUGGAGAAGUUGUUGUCUGGGAAGCUAAAAUCUGCUUUUGAAAAUUUUGUAAAGAGUUUACCAAAGGAAGUGCUGGGAGCGGAAGGACCCACAGGUCCAAAGGUGAAGAAUAAUUGGAGUGGUGAUGAAGCAUGA